Messenger RNA from Closterium sp. Naga37s-1, 3923 nucleotides. The record is from the annotation of a GenBank genome assembly. NCBI's taxonomy places the organism in Eukaryota, Viridiplantae, Streptophyta, Zygnematophyceae, Desmidiales, Closteriaceae.
UGGUGGCCGUCAGCCCGCGAACAUCGGAGCUGUGGAUAUUCAAAGCUAAUAUCGCGGAUGAUGAGAAACAGUGGGAGAAGCUACACACGCUGUCCAAGCACGAGGACCUGAUAUCAGGCGUGGACUGGGGCGCCAAGAAGAACCGCAUCGUCACUUGCUCACACGACCGCAACUCGUACGUGUGGAACUGGGUGGAGGGGGAGUGGAGGGCGGCACUGGUCAUUCUCAGACUGAACAGGGCGGCGCUCUGUGUGGCAUGGAGUCCCCAAGAGAACAAGUUUGCUGUGGGAAGCGGAUCCAAGACUGUCAGUGUAUGCUACUACGAUGACGAUAACAGCUGGUGGGUGAGCAAGGUGAUUCGCAAGAAGCAUGCCUCAUCAGUCACCAGCGUUGCCUGGCAUCCAAACAAUCUUCUACUAGCGACCACAUGCACAGAUAACAAGUGUCGGAUAUUCUCAGCUACAAUCAAAGGGGUUGACUCUAAGAGUUCGGAGAGCUCUUCCUCUGGCGGAUUUUCUGGGAAGUUUGGAGAGCAACUUCUGCAGCUGGACUUGGCAUUUGGAUGGACGUUUGGAGCCAGGUGGUCGCCUUCAGGGGCCAACCUCGCGUUCGUUGGCCAUGACUCCACCAUCCAUUUUAUCAACGAUGUCGGCCCCUCCCUCACCCUCCACUCCAUCUCCCUCCGAUACCUCCCACUGCGUGAUGUUCUCUUCCUCUCUGAUCGCCUGCUGGUGGCGGCUGGCUUUGAUUACAAUCCCAUUCUCUUCAGUGCCGAUGCCAACGGCACAUGGACGUUUGUGAGAGUACUGGAUGGUUCUGAGGAGCCCUCCGGCACUGCCACUGGCGCGGCUCUCUCUGCGAAGGACGCGUUCGGUCGGUCUAUGGAACGCGGAAAUUCCCUCCGCUCCUCCCUGAACGAUGCUGCUCCCAACGCCCCCUCCAUUCCCGACUCGGAGCUCUCCAAAGGACCUAGCACUGUUCACCAGGACUGCAUCACCUGCAUUCGGCCAUUGGGUUCAGCGGACGAUUCAAUCAUUCAGCAAUUUUCGACCUCAGGAAAGGCGAAGGCGAAGGCGAAGGUGUCAGAGCAGCCGCUUAAGUACGUCGGUACGACAGACCCGAUCGCCGCAGCGCGUCACGUGAAAUGGGCGCGAGUAGCGUUCUUCGUCGCUGUUGGAAUCGAUAUUGCCUUCACACUUGCUCUGCACUAUUCUCUCCACAACGCCGUCUGGACUCCCGAUUUCAGCUCCUUUAACGAAUUCGUCAAAAGCAUCCUCAGCUUCAGAUCAGACUCCCUCGAUCUCAUUUUGAUCGCUAUAGUCAGAGCAAUCUCGCUGUCGAUUCUGUCAGAAAUAGCUGCUCGAUACGCGUGGCAGGAAGGCUGGGAGCUUGAAAUUCCGAAAAAGGAACAGAAGGGGAGGGCAGGAGGCGGAUCAGGAGCCAAUGCAGCGAGAAGAGGGUCUCAUGAUAUGAACGGGGGGGUGCAUGCUCCGCUUCUGGCUCGGGGAACGGAUAAGGAGAAGGAGAAGGAGGAAGAGGAGGAGGAUGAGGAGGAGGAGAAGAAGCAUGAGGUGAUAUCGUGGAAGAAGGAGGAGGAGGACCAGGGCUUUAAGGAGUGGAUGAGCAAUGUGUCGGCCAAGGACGUGACGGUCUUCGUCUCCUUCCUCCUCUGCACCUUCUUCCAGGUGUAUGUGGGCGCCAAGUGCGUCAACUUCGUCUUCCCCAGCGAGUUCCUGCAGGGCUGGCUGAUGGGGUCGGCCAUCAUCUGGAUCAAUGCCGAGUCCACCCUCCUGGGCAACCUCUCCGAGUGCAGCGGCGUGCUUGGCCGGGCGCUGGCGCUAAAGGACAAAGCGGAGCAUGCGCAGGGGCAUGGGCAUGGGCACGGGCAUGGGCAUGAGGCGAGGAGGAGGUCGUCUGAGGGGGAGAAUGGAGGCGGAUUGGAGGUGACCACCUCUGCUGCCGGCUCACACGGCUCUACCAGCGGAGCAAAGAAGGCGGCUCGUGGGCCCAGCGGCAAGCAGCAGGGGCAGGAGGAGGCGCUAGAUGAGACAGCUCUUAGAGGGGACAAGGGAAUCCGUUUUGAGAAGGUUCUGACCCCCCGGCAGUACCUGCUGCGCUCCAUCGGCCUGGCCUACAAAGAGCUGCCCCUUAUAGUCACGGGCUUCACCUGCCUUGCUGUCACCUCGGGUGCCGGGCUGCUCAUCCCCACCUACCAGGGUCGCAUUGUGGAUGAUGUGAAGGACGGGCACGCCGAUAAAGCCCAGUUCCAUCGGGACGUGCUGGCCAUGGCGCUCUGCUCGCUCAUCACCGGCAUCUUCGGGGGCCUGCGCGGCCUCUGCUUCUCCGUCGUCGGCAAGCGCGUGCUCAAAACCCUCCAGGACAAGCUCUUCGAGGGCGUGAUCAUCCAAGACAUCGCGUAUUUCGACUCGACAACCACUGGAGAGUUGACUUCCCGGCUGACCAAUGACGUGGCUGCUAUGUCUGAGCCGAUUAACUGGCAGCUGUCGGCGCUGGUGCGGAAUCUGGCGUCGCUGGUGGGCGGCGUGCUGCUGUGCUUUGUGACGUCGUGGAAGCUCAGUAUUCUCGCGUUCACCACCAUGGCGCCCAUUCUGCACAUCACAGCGGUGUACUCGCGCUGGUCCCGGGACCUCAACAGGAAGCGAUACGCGGUGCUAGCAGAGGCAAAUAGUGCAGCAUCGGAGGCACUGUCCAACAUCCGCACAGUGCGGGCAUUCUCAACGGAGGUGGUGGAGAGGGAGCGGUACGAGAGCAAGACCAUGGCGGCCAUGGCCAAGGGCGUGAGGGACGCCCUCGCCUACUCGGGUGCCGUCGCCAUCAACAACUGGCUCGACCUGGGGGCUUCUGUACUUAUUCUCUGGUACGGAGGAGUGCUGGUGAUGGAAGGGCACAUGCGCCUGGGCCAGCUGAUCGCCUUCCAGCUCUACUGGAAUUUGAUCCAGUCGGGGUAUCAGAGCAUCAUGUCUGUACUCAUGUCCCUCACCAAGGCCUCUGGUGCUGCUCAGAGGGUGCUCUCUCUCAUCGACUCUCUCCCAGAUAUUGACCCUGACGCGGGCACCAAGGUGUCCACGCUGCAGGGAUCCAUUCGCAUGGAGGACGUGCAUUUCCACUACCAGAUGCGACCAGAGCACCCCGUGCUCAAAGGAGUAUCCCUCCACGUGGACGCAGGCCAAGUGCUGGCCCUGGUGGGUCGCAGCGGCGGAGGCAAGUCCACCGUGGUGCAUCUCCUCAUGCGCUUCUACGAUCCUGUGCAAGGCCGCAUCGUGAUGGACGGCCGAGAUCUGCGCGAGCUGAAUCUACGGUCGGUGCACGCGCACAUGGGGCUGGUGGCGCAGGACACGCAGAUGUGGGCAUGCAGCAUUGAGGAGAACAUCGCUUAUGGCUUGCCUUCCUACACUCGAGCUGAGGUUGAAGAGGCUGCCAAGCACGCCAAUGCGCAUGAUUUUAUCACCAAGUUCCCCGAGGGGUAUGCCACUCGCGUUGGGGAGAGGGGAGUGCGACUCUCAGGCGGCCAGAGGCAGCGCAUAGCCAUUGCUCGCAUGCUGCUGCGCCGCCCCCGAGUUCUUUUGUUAGACGAGGCCACGUCAGCCUUAGAUGCGGAGAGCGAGGCGCUGGUGCAGGGUGCUCUUGACCGGCUGAUAGCGGAGGGCGGGCGCACCAUCGUGCUCGUGGCCCACCGCCUCUCCACCGUGCGCAAUGCUGACAGCAUCUGCGUGCUGGAAGGGGGAAAGGUGGCUGAGAACGGGACUCACGAGCAGCUGCUGGAAAUACCAAAUGGAGUGUACGAGAGGUUGGUCCGACGGCAGCUGAGCAAGGCAGCCAACACUCUUGGGGGAAUUGAGUCGUCAGCUGCAGCAGCCGACAAGCAUGAUCGUAUUGACUCCUUGAUAGAGGAAGUGCACUGA